AUGGACUUUUAUGGUAAAAACAAACGUGACAAAUGUUGGGAAAAACAUCUGGGUGUGGUCAUACGGCUGUCUCGUCAAACUGUUACCCAGAAAAUGCAUCAUAAAUCUGGUUAUUUUUUGUCGUGCAUUACCUGCUUUCGAGCAAAACCCACAAUAGCGCACCAAAAGAUGGGUGAUCUGUACCCCCAGAACCACGUCUUGAGCCUGUACGUCCGUUUUUUAAAACAGGUGUGGAUUAUUGUGGACCCAUUUUUAUUAAAGAAAGCCGAGGCCGCGGCAGUACACCUAGAGUUGGUAAGUGACUUGACGUCCGAAGGUUUCUUGAACGCACUUAGGCGUUUUAUUUCUCGUAGAGGUCAAGUAAAAGAGUUGCAUUCGGACAAUGCUACAAAUUUUGUCGGUAGUAAAAAUCAGUUAAAAGAGUUAAGGGGCAUUUUAAAAAAUGAUAUCAGUAAGAGUACCAUUAUUAACCAUUUGGCAAAUCAAAACAUUAAAUGGUGUUUUAUUCCGUCGAGAACGCCAAAUUUCGGUGGCACUUGGGAGGCCAAUAUUAAAAUAGUACAAUCUCACAUGAAAAGGGUUAUUGGUGAACAAAUUUUGACCUUCGAAGAAAUGCACACGUUUCUGACAAGAAUAGAGGCUUGCCUCAAUUCCCGUCCACUAACCCCUCUUUCCUCUGAUCCCAACGACCUCGAAGCUCUAACUCCGGGCCAUUUUUUAAUUGGAGAAGCGUUGACGGCGCCGGUAGAGAUCAACCUAGAGGACGUCAGACUCAAUCGCUUGAGUCGUUGGCAAAUGGUGGAGAAGAUGAGGCAGCACUUCUGGAAACGAUGGUCCCGAGAAUACGUUGUCCAACUACAACAGCGCAACAAAUGGAAGAUUGAGACAGCGGCGGAGGUGCACCACGGCAACGAUGGUCUUGUGCGUGUAGUUACGGUCAAAACGAACAAGGGACUGUAUAAACGCGGCAUUAGCAAAAUUUGCGUAGUGCCCAUGGACGAUGACAAAAACAAAAAAAAUAAGUCUGCGGACUUAACAAGUAAAAGUGCGGUCCUGAAAAAUAAGUUUGCGGACUAUUUUAAGAAAAAAAUGCAAGGCAGUCAUACAUGUUCUGUACACGAAUGUGCUGCGAGAUUGAAACCCAUCUUUAGGUUUCCACACCCAAAUCGGGGCCUUGAUCGGUUUCUCGCGUGGGUUAAAGCCGCGAAUAACCCAAAAUUCGUGGUUUUGACCCACGACCAAAUUCACCGAAGGGGGUACAUUUGUUUCCAGCAUUUUCAACCCGAGGAUUAUGUACCAGGAACACAAAGGCUGCGUCGAUCUGCAGUACCAACCAUUUUGCCUCCUCGAGAUGAUAACGAACUGCGUUCAUCACUCGAAGCAGAUCAGAUCGACGUGUCCAAUGUAGGGCCACAAACCAUUGAUCUCACUUUCCUCACUCCAGAAAAAGAAUGCCCGUACUUUCAUGCAAUAGCAAAUUUAACUCCACGUACGAGACGAACUCCAAGUUCUCAAAGUUUAGCUACUAAACUGGAGACUCUCGGGGGUAGAAGUGCAUGGAGUACUGGCGUUCCAGUGCGACAACUGAAUUUUGGAGCAGAAGAGGAUGGGAUCAAUGAGCUCCCUGGUGCUGGGCCUUCGGGGUUACAAAAUAUUCCAAAAAUAGAUUUUGCUGGAAACUUUGUACCUGCCAGGCAGUCGGUGGAUACUUCCAAGUCCAUGACCAAGACUCCACGAAAAAUAUUAGAUCGGCUGGGGAUCAAAGGGACCACCGUCAAUUUUAGCAGCAAUGAAACCCUGCUGUACGUGGAGGCGAAACGCCUGCAAAGGCAAGUGGGGAGACUGCAGAGGCAGGCACAAAAGCGCAAAAGCGCACUUCAUUCUGUUAAACAACUUCUGCGAGAUCGACAACUGGUUCAUCUCGUGGAAGGGUUGUCUCCCCUACAGCAGAGAUUUUUUAACAGCCAGAUUAGAAAUGUAAAUCGUAAACCGAAAGGCAGAAGUUUUACGUUUGAGGAGAAGGUAGAUGCCAUUGCCAUUUGGAAACAUGGCCCAAAAACGUAUAAACUUCUGUCAAGAAUGUUUACGCUGCCGUCUAUUGACACUCUGAGGGCAACCCUAAAUAAAGUUCCAAUAGAACCGGGUAUCAACAAACCCAUUUUCGAAGUUCUCAGAAAGCAAGUAUGUCGCAGAAUGGACAGUAAGUACAAUUUAUGUACUCUCAUCUUUGAUGAAAUGUCCAUUCAGCCUCACCUCGACUACUUGCCUUGUGAGGACAGAGUUGUGGGUUUUGAAGAUGACGGUACAACAAGGUCGGAAAAAAUUGCAGACCAUGUUUGCGUAUUUAUGCUAAGAGGAAUUUUCAAAAGGUGGAAGCAGCCUGUUGCUUUUGCUUUUUGCAAAAACUCUAUGUCUGCUGCAAACAUUGUCCGUUUUUAUAAAGAGAUUGUGAAAGAAGCAACAGCGGUCGGCUUAAACAUCAUUGCUUCAGUUUGUGAUCAAGGUACUACAAACAGUGCCGCAAUCAAUAUGCUUUUACAAGAAACCAAACGACGUGCUAUUUUGGGAAAUGAAGAGGAAGUUGAAGAGAAUGUGAUAAGAAUUGGUGAUCACGAAGUUAUCCCUCUCUUUGAUCCUCCUCAUCUUCUAAAAAGUAUGCGAAACAAUCUUCUCACCAAAGAUCUGCUUUAUGUAGAAAAAUCAGGUGUAGAGAGAAGAGCUUCUUGGAGUUUUUUUGAAAAGGCAUAUGAUUUGGAUCAUACGGAGGGUGACACCCUGAGAGUGAUGACAAAGAUCACCAUAGACCAUGUGAAGCCUAACUUAAGAGGCAAAAAAAUGAAAGUUCGUUAUGCUUCACAGGUCUUUAGCUCAACUGUUGCUAAGUUCAUAUAUCUCUGUUCCACCGGGGCAUUAGGGGGAAGCAUACCACCUGAUGCUCGAUACACUUGCAAUUUGUUUUUGUUCAUGGAUUCUGUCUUUGACAGCGUUAAUGGAGGAUUUGGAGACUGUGGUGGUAAGAAAUUACGUCAAAUGGUAGGAGAUGACACUCUUCAUCAUAGUUUUUGGCUGGAAGGGAAACGCAUGUUCAGCAAUAUGAGAUUUGAACCACGUAAAUCUGGAGAUCGAGCAAAACCUCCAGUUUUGCAAGGGUGGUAUCGUACUUUAAAUGGUUUUAUGCUUAUCAAGGAAACUCUAAAGAAACUUGGUUAUAACUCUUUCCCAGCAAGAGCUUUUAAUCAAGAUCCUUUAGAAAAUUUUUUUGGUCAAUUAAGACAAUAUGGAGUACGAUAUACAAAUCCGUCUUGCAAAGCAUUCGUACCAUUUUAUAAAUCACUAAUGAUGAAGAAUUUUUGCUCCUAUCAUUCUCGUGGAUCUAAUUGUGAGCAAGAUGACGAGUCAUUUGUGGUCUCAAUUAGAGAGUUUCUUAGUCUUGAUAUAAAUCGUAAGUGUAUCGAAGAUCAGUGGAAGCCGCCACCAGUUCCUGAUACUGUGUCUGAGGAUAAUUUUUAUGACCAAAAUGUUAUAGGUUAUAUUGGCGGAUUUCUAGUUAAACACAUGCCAAAACCACUUGACUGUGAAAUCUGUCGAUUUAACUUGAUACAUGAUGGCGUCCCAAACAUUCAAUAUCAUGGUCUGGUGGUGCAGAAGGAGUAUGAUGGUGAAAAAAGACGGUUGCAAUACGCGAAUGUCGAGAUGAUUAAAACUCUAAUUAAGAUUUAUAAUCAUCUCGUCAUUUUGGUUCCGUCUGCAAUUUAUCAUCCUUCUCUUUCUCAAAGGUUAAUAAGCCACCUGCGAAUUACAGUUGAUUUUGAUUUUCGGGAGUGCUUACAUACCGAAGAACUGAAAGCUCAACUUUUUCAUCUAUUUAUAAGAGUGUAUAUCUUUAGAUACAUGAAAAAACUCAGCAAUUUCGUAUUUGGUAAGGAAGAGCCUAACAAAUCAACUUCACUGGAAAGACAAAUGCUAUACAUCAGCUUAGUUUUGUUCAUAUCGGAAGAAAGUAGUGUGCUGGGUUUAAUUGUGAUAUUUCUGACGAUUGUAAUUCAAUAUUAUCUAUUUUCGCGUUACAUGCCCCUAGUCGUGAUGUACGUAAUCCACGGUUUUUGGAAAUCCCAUUUCGUAGAAUCUUAUACGGUAAAAAUUCUGGUAGUACUAGAUUAUCAAGACUUGCAACUCUACAUGUAA
Zophobas morio is the source of this 4185-nucleotide messenger RNA. RefSeq lists its product as uncharacterized. Lineage: Eukaryota; Metazoa; Arthropoda; Insecta; Coleoptera; Tenebrionidae. The record is from RefSeq and is a predicted model, not a curated record. The transcript has 14 exons. Gene Ontology annotation, molecular function: nucleic acid binding. The coding region runs from base 1 to 4185 and encodes 1394 amino acids.